AAUUCAGUCCCCAUUUAUUAAAACAGUCUUUAAAUCUUUUAUGAUGAGAAAAAGACGUGUUUUGAAUAAACUGAGACUCAGUUUAGACGAUGCCAACGUGGGGAGGGGGCACCACCAUCCCUGUGUAGAAGACAGCUUUCAAGAGUGGUCCUCUCUUUCCACUGUGUUCCUUCCAGGAAUCCAACUCAGAACUUGGAGUUUGGCCUCAAGUGCCUUUACCACCCAGCCAACUCGCCAGUCCUAACGGAAAAGCCUGAACACUUAUCUUCCACAAGGGCUUCCAAUCCUCUGGCCCACCAGUGAGGACGAGUUCCCGUGGCACGGGGAGCUUAUUAGGUUGUGUCUUGUUUUGGUGCUCUUCUCAGGGGUGAAGCUGAGCCCGUGUCUCCGAUGUCAGGUGUGUUCUGUCCUAAGAUUGGCGAAGGGAAGGGCUGCUGAGAUCUGAAGAAACCGACAGCCCCCAGAGUACAGGCUGGGAGGGCCAAGUCAGCGGCAAUUCCUGCCGAGGGAUGGGUGAGAAAAUCCAGGAACGUUUGGGGAAUCUGGUUGGACAGGACCGUGGAAUACAGUUAGAGAGGUGAGGAUGCACGUCUGGAGUCAGACUCAAGGGUGGGGAAUUUGGCUUGGUCUCAGUGAGGGUCAAGAGCACAGACAGGUCCAAGUCGGGUUGUGCGCACCUCCCUGGGGCGGCUGGAGCUGGAGAGGCUGGCCGUGUUCAGUUACAGCCCGGGUCGCGUAGCGGAAGGGUCCUAGAAAGACGCGGUUGGAGCAGAGGAGAGGAGGCAGCACACUGGGGGCGGGAGUGUCCCCCAAGACCGAGACUGGAAGGGUACCGACCCCUGGUGGCACCGGCGGGAACCGUACCUCGCCAGGCCACAGUGAGCACAGCAGUCUUCGUGACGCCUGUGUCGCGCAGGAGCCAUGGGGAACCACCAGGAAGGCGCAGGCUCCCCUAGGUCUCACGCGAGCUUUCAGCCAGGGGGAGAGAGGCCGCUCUGAACCGGCAUCCGCGUCCACAUCUGGACCGCCCUCGCCAGCGGCGGAAUCCCCCCAAGCCAUGUGAAUUCUAGGGGUGGCCCCCCGCGCCUCCGCCUGCAGCUGCCCUUGCCUUAUAAGGCGGGGCCGGGCGGCGCCGGGGGAGUGGCUGCAGCCGCCCCUGCCCCUCCUGGCCCGGGCCAGCUGCUGGGACCCGCCACCCGGCGCAGCGCAGCGGCGGCGGAGCAGAGGAGCGCACACACAACCGGCCAUGGGCAAGUCAGCUUCCAAACAGUUUAAUAGCGAGGUCCUGAAGGCCCACAACGAGUACCGGGCUCAGCACGGUGUCCCCCCACUGAAGCUUUGCAAGAAGCUCAACCAGGAAGCUCAGCAGUAUUCAGAGGCCCUGGCCAGCACAAGAAUCCUCAAGCACAGCCCAGAGUCCAGUCGUGGCCAGUGUGGAGAGAACCUGGCGUGGGCAUCCUACGACCAGACAGGAAAGGAAGUGGCUGAUCGGUGGUACAGUGAAAUCAAGAACUACAACUUCCAGCAGCCUGGCUUCACCUCGGGGACGGGACACUUCACAGCCAUGGUAUGGAAGAAUACAAAGAAGAUAGGCGUAGGGAAGGCGUCUGCAAGUGAUGGGUCCUCCUUUGUGGUGGCCAGGUACUUCCCAGCAGGGAAUGUGGUCAACCAGGGCUUCUUCGAAGAAAAUGUCCCACCUCCAAAGAAGUAACUCUCAAACGUAACGAGAAGGCGGAGACACAUACAAAGUGCCUAUAGAACAACAAAGAGCCAGCCGAGCGUCUGUCCCCGUGGGUCUGUGUACUCUGGAGCAUCUCUUGUGCACACACUCUAGGCAGCUGCGCAUGAGCUCAUUUCCGGUUAAAGGACGGGCAUCUGAAGCAUUUGUCCAGAGGGUUACCUAGACCACCAUUACUUAGAUUUGAGUAUGAUCAAUUAUGACAUCUUUUGGCUGUUAUUUUUUUAAGCAGACUUCUUUUGUAUCUUUCUUACUUCUAAUAUCCAUCCUCGGACUUUGUGUGUUCUGAAUAUUUGCCAUGCUGAGCAGUGAGGUCAUGUUACAUGAUCAUCCUGCACUGUAAUCUCCUUUUGGUGGAUAUUGAAGAGUAUUAAACCUUCCUUUAAAUGUGACAUAAAACAACUUGCGUUAGAGACACGUGACCAGCUCCAUUUCAUGGAGUCAGUGAGAUUUUUCGUUCUCAGUGGGAAGACAUGAUAUCAUCCCACGUCCUCUGGGAUUCCCUAAAGGAAUUGCCAAAGAGCAAAUGGAGAAGGAAAGAGAAAAAAAAACACCUUACUUCCUUGCAGCUUUUACCCUUUAAAGAGCAAAUACCACGGCCACUAGCACCGUUCACACCUCACACAUUUUUUUAGUUUCAGUGCUUACAGCUCUAGCUCUGGCUCCUGGGGGUGGGGGUAGGGCUGGAAUGCAGCCCUGCCCCCCACCCUCAUCUCCCUGGACCCUCACACUGCUUGGGCUUUUGGCCAAGGCCUUGGACUAUGAAGUCAGUGGUGUAGGGGGGAGGAUGAGCUCACUUGGGGGCCCUGGAGGAAACCCCACAGCCUCUGUCCUUCCCCACCCCAGCAGGCAGUGACCACCCAGGCUCGUCCUGUCCCGGCAGCUGCCGCUGAGCAGUACUCCGUCCUGGAAUGUGUGGCAAGCCCAAAUGCUCCCCGGAGCAUUCCCAAACCGGGAGCUCAAGAACGCUAAUUCGAUUCUGUGUUUUGCCUCAGACUAUACAGAGUUCCCUCUGAACAGCUGUUUAACCAGGUCCACUCGGGAGGGACCAAGCCAGAGGUCCAGUUGAGUGUCCCUGGAAUGAUGGUAUCUCCUUCUGCCAACCUAAGGGCUGGAGGAAGAGGUUGUUGACCUAAGGACGGAGGAGGCUGGUGGGUCUUCGUUACACUGUGAACAGUGUCACGCUGUGCCACUUGGUUCGUCCGGGGGUAUCGCCUAACGAGACAAUAAAAUCCUUUCCUUUUGUGUAA
Molecule: messenger RNA, 2988 nt
Organism: Peromyscus maniculatus bairdii (prairie deer mouse)
Lineage: Eukaryota; Metazoa; Chordata; Mammalia; Rodentia; Cricetidae
Gene: Glipr2
Product: GLI pathogenesis related 2
Cellular component (GO): extracellular region
Source: RefSeq, a predicted model, not a curated record